Molecule: messenger RNA, 1224 nt
Organism: Microthlaspi erraticum
Lineage: Eukaryota; Viridiplantae; Streptophyta; Magnoliopsida; Brassicales; Brassicaceae
Source: the annotation of a GenBank genome assembly
AUGGUGUCUAGGUUUUGGAUAUCGUGUGCCUCUUCUCUCAUCUUCUUCCUCGCCGUCUCAAGUGCUCCGACGAAUGAACAUUCCGUCCAAGGUCAACUCUUCGACGUCAGAAACUACGGUGCUGGCGUAGACGGCAGAAGAAACAACGCCUUUGCGUUUGCAAAAGCGUGGAAGGCAGCUUGUCAAUGGAGUGGAGGAAGAUCCACGGUCUAUGUUCCUCCCGGAAGAUUCUAUCUCCAUCAAGUGACGUUCUCUGGUCCUUGCAAAGGUCCAGUAACCUUCCUAAUCAAAGGAACUUUAUUGGCUCCUCGGAGUCCCAACGCCUUCAAACGCGAUGCAUGGAUCAUAUUUCAGUACGUCGACUAUCUCACCGUCACCGGUGGAGGAUUACUUGACGGUCAAGGAUCCUACUCUUGGACUCUUAAUGACUGUCACAAAAGCCCUAGGUGUCGUCCACUAGCUAUGAGCAUCGGGUUUGCGUUCGUUAAACACUCGAAGAUCAACGGUCUACAUUCGAUCAACAGCAAGAUGGGACACUUCAACUUCUUCUCAGUCGAGGAUUUUAACGUUACCGACGUCACCGUCACCGCUCCCGGAAAUAGCCCUAAUACCGACGGAAUCAAGAUCGGUAAAUCUAAGGAUAUGCAUAUUACCAACGUCACAAUCGGAACCGGUGACGAUUGCAUCGCAAUCCUUGACGGAACUUCUAAUUUGGUUAUCUCUGAUGUCAGGUGCGGACCAGGGCACGGGAUAAGUGUUGGGAGCCUUGGAAAAUAUAGUGGAGAGAAGAACGUUGAGGGCUUAACCGUAAGAAACUCGGUUUUCAACGGUACAACCAUCGGUUUACGGAUCAAGACAUGGGCUAAGUCGAUUUCGACGAUCACGGUUUCAAACUUCUUGUACGAGAAUAUCCGGAUGAUCAAUGUCGGAAACCCUAUCGUCAUCGAUCAGCAGUAUUGUCCACAUGGGCUUUGCGAUAGUCCUGGAAAGUAUGCUUCUCAUGUUCAGAUCAAAGACGUCAAGUACCACAAAAUUUGGGGAACUUCGACGAGCAGAGAGGCUUUGAAGAUGCAGUGUAGUAGAACGUUUCCUUGUCAAGGCAUUGUGCUCUCAGAUAUCAACCUAAGCUACAAUGGAAGAGACGGUUUAGUCACGGCUUUGUGUGAGAACGUUCGUGGUUCGGUUUUUGGCAAGAAUGUGCCUGAUAAUUGCCGGAUGUUAUGA